Panicum virgatum (switchgrass) is the source of this 1410-nucleotide messenger RNA. Its product is annotated as tetraspanin-19-like. Lineage: Eukaryota; Viridiplantae; Streptophyta; Magnoliopsida; Poales; Poaceae. Gene Ontology annotation, cellular component: membrane. Bases 324 to 986 code for a protein of 220 amino acids. The transcript is spliced from 6 exons. The record is from RefSeq and is a predicted model, not a curated record.
ACUCUUCCCCCGCGAUCGCGGCCGCUUUCCUUUUCCUCCCCCGCGGCGCCGCCCGUCCACCGCUCUCCGUUUCGUUUCCCCAGGACCCCACGCCACGCCACCACGUCAAACCCCCGGCCGCUGAAGAAGCACGACCCACACACCCGCGGUCUCCGCUUUCGCCCGCACGAGUUGCUGCUGCCUGCGACCACCGCUUGCUUCGUCGCUCGACAGAAAGUAAAACCAUACCCCAGGGAGGGAAGGACUAGGAGGAAGAAGAGCGGCCGGAGCUGGUCUUGGCUCUUGCCCGGGUUUGUCACGGCGGCGGCGGCGGCGGCGGCGGCAUGGCGGGGCGGAUGGUGCGGAGCUGCGUGCAGACGGCGCUCAAGGCGGCGAACUCCGUCGUGGGGCUCGCCGGCAUGGCCGUCAUCCUCUACGCGCUCUGGAUGCUCCGCGCGUGGUACAGGGAGGUCGCCGACCUCGACCAACGCUUCCCCGUCCCCUGGUCAUGCAGGUUCAUCUACACAUUUCUUGGCCUGGGGAUCUUUAUGUGCCUGCUGACUUGCUCUGGGCAUAUUGCUGCUGAAACUGCAAAUGGUCACUGCCUCUCUUGUUACAUGAUCAUUGUAUUUGUGCUUAUUAUACUGGAAGGUGCAAUUACCAUGGAUGUAUUUCUGAAUACCAACUGGGAAGAGGAUUUCCCCCCUGACCCAUCAGGCAAGUUUGAUGAAUUCAAGGACUUUGUGAGAUCAAAUUUUGAGAUAUGCGAAUGUGUAGGCCUCUCAGUGGUGGCUGCUCAGGUGUUAUCAAUCAUUCUUGGGAUGGUGCUCAGGACCCUUGGGCCUGACCGAGAGGCUGACUAUGACAGCGAUGAUGACACCACCGUGCCUGCAAGGCUGCCUCUACUAAGAAACCAGUCCCAGCAUGGUCCAGACUAUGCUGAACCUAACACAUCUCGUAGGAGUGAUUCAUGGAAACUGCGGAUUUUAGAUAAGGUCAACAACUAAGAUUUUACUGAUCUCAUAUGACGAACCCUUAGGACAGAAUUUUGAUCCAAGGGUUUGGAAGGAUGAUAAGAUUAUACCUUUUUUUUUCUUCUGGAGAGAUGAUCCUCAUGAUGGAGUAGCAGCAGCAGCAGUGGUAGCAUAGUUUUGAAUGGCUGCUUUUGAAUGCCUUUCAACAUGCGCAGAUAUUUGAGUAGCAUGUGACUGACCCAUAUAAACCCGGGGAAGACUGUUGCACUGAAAUGUUUCAGAAAGAGAUGAGGGCAUGACUGGUGCCUUCACUGACCGAACACAGAAAUAUUUGAUUUGUUUUUCAUUUUCCAUCAGCUGGUUCAUCCACUUAUGUCUAUCUGAUUGUCUGUUGUUGGUAUUCCAGUUUGCACCUGUCGAUGCCAAAAGAUGAAAUACAAGGUCUACCUAUUUUGCA